GACGCCGCCCUGCGCGCCAGGAAGCUGCGGAGCAACCUGCGCCAGCUCACCCUCAGCGCGGCCGGGGGCUGCCCCGGGGCCGGAGCCGACCCGCUCGAGUCCCCCGACACCCCCCAGCUCGUGCUGCCGGCCACCAUCGGCGACAUUGAGGUGCUGAACCUGGGGAACAACGGCCUGGAGGAGGUGCCCGACGGGCUGGGGUCGGCGCUGGGCAGCCUGCGCGUCCUGGUCCUGCGCAGGAACCGCUUCGGCCGGCUGCCCUCGGCGGUGGCCGAACUCGGCCACCACCUCACCGAGCUGGACGUGAGCCAUAACCGGCUGACCGCCCUGGGCGCCGAGGUGGUGAGUGCUCUAAGGGAGCUGCGCAAGCUCAACCUCAGCCACAACCAGCUGCCCGCCCUGCCCGCCCAGCUCGGCGCCCUCGCCCACCUGGAGGAGCUGGAUGUCAGCUUUAACCGGCUGGCGCACCUGCCUGACUCCCUGUCCUGCCUCUACCGCCUGCGCACCCUCGACGUGGACCACAACCAGCUCACCGCCUUUCCCCGGCAGCUGCUGCAGCUGGCGGUCCUGGAGGAGCUGGACGUGUCCAGCAACCGGCUGCGGAGUCUGCCUGAGGAUAUCAGCGCCCUGCGUGCCCUCAAGAUCCUCUGGCUGAGUGGGGCCGAGCUGGGCACGCUGCCCAGCGGCUUCUGUGAGCUGGCCAGUUUGGAGAGUCUCAUGCUAGACAACAACGGGCUGCAGGCUCUGCCCGCCCAGUUCAGCAGCCUGCAACGGCUCAAAAUGCUCAACCUCUCAUCUAACCUCUUCGAGGAGUUCCCUGCCGCGCUGCUGCCCCUGGCUGGCCUGGAGGAGCUCUACCUGAGUCGCAACCAGCUCACGUCAGUGCCAUCCCUUAUCUCUGGGCUGGGCCGGCUGCUCACCCUGUGGCUGGACAACAACCGCAUCCGCUACCUGCCGGACUCCAUUGUGGAGCUGACUGGCCUGGAGGAGCUCGUGCUGCAAGGCAACCAGAUCGCCGUGCUGCCGGACAACUUUGGCCAGCUCUCCCACGUGGGCCUGUGGAAGAUCAAGGACAACCCACUGAUCCAGCCCCCCUACGAGGUCUGUAUGAAGGGGAUCCCCUACAUCGCAGCCUACCAGAAGGAGCUGGCUCACUCCCAGCCUGCCGUGCAGCCCCGCCUCAAGCUGCUCCUGAUGGGCCAUAAGGGUGCGGGAAAGACCCUGCUCCGACACUGCCUCACUGAGGAGAGGGUGGAGGGAAGCCAAGGAGGAGGGGACAAGGACCAGAGCUACCCACCUUCCCCUGCCCCCGGGAGCAAGGGCAUCGAGGUGACUAGCUGGACGGCCGACGCCUCCCGGGGCCUGCGGUUCAUCGUGUAUGACUUGGCUGGUGAUGAAAGUUACGAGGUGAUCCAGCCCUUCUUUCUCUCCCCAGGGGCCCUGUAUGUACUGGUGGUCAACUUGGCAACCUAUGAGCCGCGCCGCUUUCCCACCGCCGUGGGCUCCUUUUUGCAUCGGGUAGGGGCGCGGGUGCCUCAUGCCGUGGUGUGCAUCGUGGGCACACACGCAGACCUGUGCGGGGAGCGGGAGCUGGAGGAAAAGUGUCUGGACAUUCACCGCCAGAUAGCCCUGCAGGAAAAGCAUGAUGCGGAGGGGCUGAGCCGUCUAGCUCAGGUGGUCGACGAGGCACUGGCCCGAGACUUCGAGCUGCGCUCUGCCAGCCCCCAUGCAGCCUACUAUGGUGUUUCAGACAAGAACCUUCGCAGGCGCAAGGCCCAUUUUCAGUACCUGCUUAACCACAGGCUGCAGAUCCUCUCCCCGGUGUUGCCUGUUAGCUGCAGGGACCCCCGCCAAUUGCAACGCCUUCGGGAUAAGCUCCUCUCGGUAGCUGAGCACCGAGAAAUCUUCCCCAACUUACACAGAGUACUGCCUCGAUCCUGGCAGGUGCUGGAGGAACUGCAUUUCCAGCCACCACAGGCACAGCGACUUUGGCUGAGCUGGUGGGACUCGGCGCGCUUGGGCCUGCAGGCGGGUCUGACCGAGGACCGGCUGCAGAGUGCCCUUUCCUACCUGCAUGAGAGCGGCAAGCUGCUCUACUUUGAGGACAGCCCAGCCCUCAAAGAGCACGUCUUCCACAACCUCACCCGCCUCAUCGACAUCCUCAAUGUCUUCUUCCAGAGGGAUGCUUCCUUGCUGCUGCAUAAACUACUCCUAGGGACCAGUGGAGAGGGCGAGGGGGAAAGCUCUCCAGUGAUGGCGCUUCCCACCCCGAGCCAGGACCUGCUCCCUGCCACCCAGCUCCAUCAUUAUGUGGAGGGCUUUCUGCUGCAUGGGCUCUUGCCAGCCCAUGUCAUUCGGUUGCUGCUUAAGCCUCAUGUCCAGGCCCAGCAGGACUUGCAGCUGCUGCUGGAGCUGCUGGAGAAGAUGGGACUCUGUUAUUGCCUCAAUAAACCCAAGGGCAAGCCUUUGAAUGGGUCCACGGCCUGGUACAAGUUUCCAUGCUACGUGCAGAACGAGGUGCCCCAUGCAGAGGCCUGGAUUAAUGGGACCAACCUAUCUGGGCAGUCUUUUGUGGCUGAGCAGUUGCAGAUUGAAUAUUGUUUUCCUUUUACCUUUCCACCUGGGUUGUUUGCACGCUACAGUGUCCAGAUCAACAGCCAUGUGGUGCACAGGUCGGAUGGUAAAUUUCAGAUCUUUGCAUAUAGAGGGAAAGUUCCUGUGGUGGUGAGUUACAGACCUGCCAAGGGGGUCCUGCAGCCAGACACCCUCUCCAUUGCCAGCCAUGCAUCAUUACCAAAUAUAUGGACCGCAUGGCAAGCCAUAACCCCCUUGGUAGAGGAACUGAAUGUCCUUCUUCAGGAAUGGCCUGGACUGCACUACACCGUGCACAUUCUCUGUUCUAAGUGCCUUAAGAGAGGGUCGCCCAAUCCACAUGCUUUCCCAGGUAAGUGGAGAGAGGAAGUUCUUCUGUG
Messenger RNA from Galeopterus variegatus (Sunda flying lemur), 2972 nucleotides. It is a transcript of the gene MFHAS1, whose product is annotated as malignant fibrous histiocytoma amplified sequence 1. The transcript has a single exon. Gene Ontology annotation, molecular function: protein binding. The record is from RefSeq and is a predicted model, not a curated record. The annotation marks the transcript as partial. NCBI's taxonomy places the organism in Eukaryota, Metazoa, Chordata, Mammalia, Dermoptera, Cynocephalidae.